Messenger RNA from Geodia barretti, 540 nucleotides. The record is from the annotation of a GenBank genome assembly. Lineage: Eukaryota; Metazoa; Porifera; Demospongiae; Tetractinellida; Geodiidae.
AUGUCCAACACGGUGCUCAUAAUUGAAGAUGACCCCCAUACCACUGAACUGGUCCGUCUUUACCUGUCCCACGACGGCCAUGAGGUCUUGUCGGCGUCUACCGGUCCCGAGGGAUUGGCCCGGGCCCGCGAAACCGACCCGGACCUGGUGGUGCUGGACUUGAUGCUUCCGGGCCUGGAUGGGCUAGAAGUCUGCCGCUCACUCCGGGCCGAGUCGAAUGUGCCCAUCGUGAUGUUGACCGCUCGGGUUGAAGAAGAGGAUAUGCUCACCGGAUUGGGUUUUGGCGCCGACGACUACGUUACCAAGCCCUUCCGGCCCAGGGAACUGGCCGCCCGUGUGCAGGCUGUGCUGCGGCGCACCGGCCGCGACCUUUCGGAAGGCAGCGGGGCAGAACUCAUAAAUGGCCCCAUACGGGUCAGCCUUCGGGAGCGGUCUGUUGCCGCCGCCGAAAGCCCCGUUUCCCUGACUCCCACCGAGUACCGAAUUCUGGUGUUGCUGAUGCGCGAUCCCGGCCGCACUUUUCCCGGGAACAGAUCAUAG